This is a messenger RNA of Coffea eugenioides, 1356 nucleotides long. RefSeq names its product beta-D-glucosyl crocetin beta-1,6-glucosyltransferase-like. Gene Ontology annotation, molecular function: UDP-glycosyltransferase activity. The coding region runs from base 1 to 1356 and encodes 451 amino acids. NCBI's taxonomy places the organism in Eukaryota, Viridiplantae, Streptophyta, Magnoliopsida, Gentianales, Rubiaceae. The record is from RefSeq and is a predicted model, not a curated record. The transcript has a single exon.
AUGGAAAAUCAUGCAACUUUCAACGUUCUCAUGCUCCCAUGGCUGGCUCAUGGACAUGUCUCUCCUUACUUGGAACUAGCCAAGAAACUCACCGCCAGAAACUUCAAUGUUUACCUGUGCUCUUCCCCGGCUACCCUCAGUUCUGUGAGAUCAAAAUUGACUGAAAAGUUUUCUCAGUCAAUUCAUCUUGUUGAACUCCAUCUUCCCAAGUUGCCAGAACUUCCUGCUGAGUAUCAUACCACCAACGGCCUCCCACCCCAUCUGAUGCCCACCCUCAAGGACGCUUUUGACAUGGCUGAACCAAACUUUUGCAACGUGUUGAAAAGUUUGAAGCCUGACUUGCUUAUUUACGAUCUUCUUCAGCCAUGGGCUCCAGAGGCUGCCUCAGCCUUUAAUAUCCCGGCUGUUGUGUUUAUCAGCAGUAGCGCCACCAUGACUUCUUUUGGGCUGCACUUCUUCAAGAAUCCAGGUACGAAGUACCCUUAUGGUAACACAAUCUUUUAUCGCGAUUAUGAAUCCGUUUUUGUUGAGAACUUGAAAAGGCGUGACCGUGAUACAUAUCGCGUUGUUAAUUGCAUGGAGCGAUCUUCUAAGAUUAUUCUGAUCAAGGGUUUUAAGGAGAUUGAAGGGAAAUAUUUCGAUUAUUUUUCUUGCUUAACUGGCAAGAAAGUUGUACCCGUUGGCCCUCUUGUCCAAGACCCUGUACUAGACGAUGAAGAUUGUAGAAUUAUGCAAUGGCUAAACAAAAAAGAAAAGGGUUCAACCGUUUUUGUUUCCUUUGGGAGUGAGUAUUUUCUCUCGAAGGAAGAUAUGGAAGAGAUUGCCCACGGUUUAGAGCUUAGCAAUGUAGAUUUUAUAUGGGUUGUGAGGUUUCCUAAAGGAGAAAACAUUGUGAUUGAAGAAACUUUGCCAAAAGGAUUUUUCGAGAGGGUUGGGGAGAGGGGACUCGUUGUCAAUGGAUGGGCUCCGCAAGCAAAAAUUUUGACCCAUCCUAACGUUGGUGGCUUCGUGAGUCAUUGUGGUUGGAAUUCUGUGAUGGAGAGCAUGAAAUUUGGCUUGCCAAUAAUAGCCAUGCCUAUGCACCUUGACCAACCUAUUAAUGCUCGAUUGAUUGAAGAAGUUGGCGCAGGGGUGGAGGUUUUGAGAGACUCGAAGGGAAAGCUUCACAGGGAAAGAAUGGCAGAAACAAUUAACAAAGUCACGAAGGAGGCAAGUGGAGAAUCCGUGAGGAAAAAGGCGAGAGAGUUGCAAGAGAAAUUGGAGUUGAAAGGAGACGAAGAGAUCGAUGAUGUCGUGAAGGAGCUGGUUCAACUUUGUGCAACAAAGAAUAAGAGAAAUGGUUUGCACUACAAUUAG